Daphnia magna is the source of this 1849-nucleotide messenger RNA. It is a transcript of the gene Gale, whose product is annotated as UDP-glucose 4-epimerase. Lineage: Eukaryota; Metazoa; Arthropoda; Branchiopoda; Diplostraca; Daphniidae. Gene Ontology annotation, cellular component: cytosol. The record is from RefSeq and is a predicted model, not a curated record. Gene Ontology annotation, molecular function: UDP-glucose 4-epimerase activity. The coding region runs from base 467 to 1570 and encodes 367 amino acids. Gene Ontology annotation, biological process: beta-D-galactose catabolic process via UDP-galactose, Leloir pathway. The transcript is spliced from 11 exons.
AAAAAGAAAUAAAGCGGUGGAUAGCUAAAAUUGGUCGGUCAGAAAGAAAAACAAAAUGAAGGACUCGGACGGUGCCCGCUGUCGUACCGCCCAACACUUAACAUACAAAGAAAGAGAGACACAAAAAUAAAAAGGAGAAAUAAAAAGAAAACGCGGAAAUUCUGUCGAUGGAUGCGCAUCUUUGGCUUUCGCGCUGGCAGUGGCAUCUAGCGGCUGAAAUUGAAAGCUUUUCUCGGAUCGUUAAAUUUGGAUCGGUAGUGGGCGAAUAGCCAAGAAAGAGAUCCUGCGCGGCACAAGGAAUCCCUUUCAACUCGUUGCAGUUCACGUCUACUACAACUACUACUAGACGACGUACACACCGGCGUGCCUGAUCAGUCAGUUGCCUGCACGUCGCAUUCCUACUACUCCACUAUCGACAACAAAGUUGCACGAAUUUUAUCUUUACAUACGGACUGGGAAAAAAAAAAUGGCCGCAUCAUCGACUCAAGAAAACGUGGGUGAAGACAACGUUGCAUCGGUCGUUGUCUUGGUAACGGGCGGAUGCGGAUACGUCGGGACGCACACGGUGGUCCGUCUCCUCGAGCAAAACGUCCAAGUCGUCGUGGUCGACAAUGUGGCCUGGACAACCGAGGGAACUGAAGACAGCAAACCAAAGAGUUUACAAAGAGUUGAAGAGUUGACUGGCAAGGCAGUUGCUUUUCACAAUAUUGACAUUAGCAACGGCGAUGCUCUUGAAAAGAUUUUCGAUUCGUAUCGAUUUGACUGCGUCAUUCAUUUGGCUGCGCUGAAAUCGGUUGGCGAUUCCUGCCGUUUGCCGCUCGACUAUUAUCGCAAUAAUGUGGCCGGUACGGUCACUCUCCUAGAGGUGAUGAAAGGCCACCAAGUUAAGAAAUUAGUUUUCUCCUCUUCGGCAACGGUUUACGGUGAGCCGCAGUAUCUGCCCAUCAAUGAAGAACACGUGACAGGCCAGAAAGUUACCAACCCUUACGGCCGCACUAAAUAUUUUAUCGAAGAAAUAUUACGUGACCUCUGCACAUCCGAUCCGGAAUGGAGUGCCAUUUGUUUGCGAUAUUUCAACCCUGUAGGUGCACAUCCAUCCGGAAGGAUCGGUGAGGAUCCUGCAGGAGUACCUUGUAAUCUGAUGCCUUACGUGGCUCAAGUGGCCGUGGGUCGACGUCCCAAACUGGCCGUUUACGGCAACGACUAUCCGACGCCAGAUGGCACUGGAAUCCGAGAUUAUAUUCACAUCAUGGAUUUGGCGGAAGGACACUGGGCAGCCACGAAGAAAAUCCUUCAAAACGGAAGUAAAGGUUCAUGGCUGGCCUACAAUCUUGGCCUGGGUCGCGGCUAUUCCGUCCUGGACGUGGUGAAAUGUUUCGAAUCGGUCAGUGGCCGUUCGAUCGCCGUCGAUUUCGUCUGCCGCAGGGAUGGUGAUGUCGCCUCGAGCUACUCGGAUUGUAGCCUGGCCUCUAGCCAGCUGGACUGGAAGGCUAGCCGCACUCUGACCGACAUGUGUACGGACAUGUGGCGCUGGCAGUCCAUCAAUCCCAAUGGAUACCAAUCCAAUUAACAAAGAUGGAGGACCAAUCAGCCCAUUGAAUCCCUCUGCUCAAAAGAAGAAAAAAGAAAAGUUUUUUUCUUUUCUUUCCCUUUUUUUUGUUAAAAAAAACUCUUUUUUAAAAUGACAUUUACAGUUUCAAGACAUUUCGUAUAGAAAUGUUCGAUCUAAAGAAUGAAAAUGUCUGUUAUUUUAAUACGAUUACCCAGCUCGUAUUAUGAUGUUUUUAGAGAAAACACGUUAGUAAUGAUAACUAUAAUAAUACACAAACAAUUACACGUUGCCAAACAA